Molecule: messenger RNA, 870 nt
Organism: Trichoderma aggressivum f. europaeum
Lineage: Eukaryota; Fungi; Ascomycota; Sordariomycetes; Hypocreales; Hypocreaceae
Exons: 2
Coding region: 1-870 (289 amino acids)
Source: RefSeq, a predicted model, not a curated record
AUGGUUUGGGGUCGAUUUUCUCCCGAAAGGGAUAUUCCUUCUCAAGAAGGCAAAGUGAUUGUGCAUUCGCCGAAAAAAGUCUUCCUCGCCACGAGAAACGAGGCCAAGGCGAAAGAAGCCAUCGCGUCCAUCAACUCGACGCUGUCCAAGCCUGCCGACAUUGAGUUUGUGAAGCUCAAUCUCAGCAACUUGGCCUCGGCCGCCGCCGCCGCCGAGGACAUCACUCGCAGCACUGAUCGGAUUGAUCUGCUGUUUCUCAAUGCCGGCAUCAUGAACCAGCCGCCGGGCAAAACCGACGAUGGACUGGACCUGCAACUCGGCACCAAUCACGUCGGGCAUUUUUUCUUCACAAAGAAGCUGUUGCCUGUGCUCAAGCAAACUGUCACCAAAUACAACCCCGAUGUACGCGUUGUAUCUACCGCAUCCAAUGGGCACACAUUCGCACCGGCCUUCGAGACCAUGAUCUCGACCGAAAAACUGUCGGCGCAAGGUCAAUGGACUUCCUAUGGCGCGUCCAAGGCCGCCAACAUACUUUUCGCCGCUGAGCUGGCCAAGCGACACCCCGAACUCGCCUCGGUGUCUUUGCAUCCUGGAAUGAUCCAAACCGAUCUGUAUGUGACGACAACCUCAAACAGCUUCUUCCUCAGAAACGUUUUGCGUUUCUUUGGCCCCUUCUUGUAUCACGACGUUGCAUACGGUGCCUUGACCCAGCUUUGGGCGGCUACCGUGGACAAGAGCAAGCUGAAGCAGGGCGGAUUCUAUGUGCCGGUGGGGCAGUUGGAGGGCAAGAACAAGUACGUAGUUGAUGCGGACAUGCAGAAGAGGCUGUGGGAUUGGACAGAGGCAGAGUUGAAGCAGAGGGGUUAUUGA